AAUCUCUGUGCCUGAUAUUGCAUCAAACAGUGCACUGAUUAAUGAGUAUUGUUGUGUACAUUGAUGAAUACAAAUUAGUCUUUGUGUGGUGGACGGCUGUUGCCGUUACACUCCCAUUGGCCCUGGUUUAUUUAUUAACUUGUAUAAUGUUACUCUGGUAAUGUUUGGAUCAACUCGCUUUGGCGUUGACCGUUACUGUAAAAAUGUGCGUACUUCCGGUCCUUCAUGUUUGAAAGUCAGGAAAGACAAACACGGGAUUUUGGUUUCGAUAUCCCGUCGUUCUAAAAUGCAGACGCAGCUUUUUGUCCGCCUCACUCCGGUUAAAGAUAAGUGUUGUUUGAACAGCAGAAGAGCUUUUUAAUAUAUGUUAUAUAUAUAUAUGAUAUAUGUAUAUAUCAAAUAAAUUAUUCCAACAAUCCAGAAGAACCAGCCGCCAUUAUGGAGGGAGAGAAGAAGGAGGGAAAAAUGGCGACAUGUUCGCGGAACUUAAAAGCUUGAAUAUCGUCAAACUGUAGAAACGGGUGUUUGUAGAAUGCGUCGGUCGCUCUUCUGUGCGGUCCUCUGUGUCUCCGUCCUCGUCACUCCAGGGACGUGUUGUCCGUCCAAGGAGUACGAACUACCGGGCGGCCGGUGCUGUCCGAUGUGCCACGAAGGUUCAGUGGUUAAAAGAGACUGCACCCCUCAUUCAGGCACGCGGUGCGUCCCCUGUGUGGACGGGACGUAUAUGGACCAACCCAAUGGGCUGACUAAGUGCUUCUCCUGCAGCUCCUGUGACCAAGGCCGUGGUCUCUUUGCCAAACAGAACUGCACAUCAACAAGUGACACCGUCUGUGACGUCAUCGCUGGUCACUUCUGCACGGACCUGAUAGAAGAUAAAGAAUGCCGUUCGGCACGCAGACAUUCAGACUGUGAACCUGGUCACAGGGUCAAAGAGCCUGGGACCAGAAGAACUGACACAACGUGUGAACCUUGUCCCGCAGGCAGUUUUUCACCGGAGGGUGUGAAUUGUUCACUUUGGACCACUUGCUCAGAAAACCAAGUGGAGGUCAAAGGAGGAAACCUGACCAGUGACACUGUUUGUGGAGCUGCUUCAGGAGGCCUUUACUGGUUAAUAGCUGUAGCUGUAGUUGUACUUGUAAUGGUACUAAUAGGAACACUGGUUGGCCUCUGGAUCAAAAGGAGAAAUCAAAAGAACCAACAGUUUCAGGCUGGGCGAGCAGGUUUCCACGGUUACCUCGGCGGAGUCUGGUGGCUGCCUGCUGUCACACCUGUUGUGCAUCUACCAUUGUCAGGAACCCUUCUUAAGGAGCAGCAGGAGCACCAGUCUUCAGCAGAUCGCUUUGCCCUCCGUGUGCCUCGUCCGAGCCUUGUUCCUCCCGAGUCUGAAUGCUUCCCUUCUCAUCUCACCCGCCACAACUCCGGAAAACUCCCUCCAGCCGGUCAAGUCGCUACCUCUCCAUCCAGUGUGGUUUCCACCAGAUCACAUUGCUCCUGCCGCCCGGCCCCUUGUGCUUACCUGUUUUCUCCAGCGUUCCCCCGGCCACGGUUCAGCGCUGCUUAUGGAAAUCCCACUUCUGCUGAAAUAAAAUUAUUUUUUCAUCCACUGAAUCCUGCUGUUGAGUCCUACCUUUGUUUGGGCUGUCACCCCGGGACACAAACAGAAAAGAGACUCAAUUCUGGUUGGCGUAGAUGCCGAAAAGGCGUUUGACAGGGUGAAUUGGAC
Gasterosteus aculeatus aculeatus (three-spined stickleback) is the source of this 1723-nucleotide messenger RNA. The record is from RefSeq and is a predicted model, not a curated record. Lineage: Eukaryota; Metazoa; Chordata; Actinopteri; Perciformes; Gasterosteidae.